This is a messenger RNA of Colias croceus (clouded yellow), 841 nucleotides long. RefSeq names its product cuticle protein 7-like. The transcript is spliced from 4 exons. Gene Ontology annotation, cellular component: extracellular matrix. The record is from RefSeq and is a predicted model, not a curated record. NCBI's taxonomy places the organism in Eukaryota, Metazoa, Arthropoda, Insecta, Lepidoptera, Pieridae. The coding region runs from base 113 to 589 and encodes 158 amino acids.
ACUUCAACACCCGUAACAUGUAAAGGUAAUGGAAGUCCGGUGCAACUAUAAAUGCUGUCAAUUUUAAUCAAAGCGCCACUAGUUCGCUUAGGACCAGUGCAAUUCGGUGAACAUGAAGUGCUUCGUUGCGAUAACUUGCCUCCUGGCUCUAUUUGUUUCUACAAGAGCCUAUGGAGACGGUUUACUUGGUGCGUCAAUACACGCUCCAAAUGAUUAUUAUUCGUACCCAAGCUAUUCGUAUGAAAACACUGUAAGAGAUCCCCACACUGGUGAUAACAAGGCCUAUUGGGAGAGGCGUGAUGGGGAACUCGUCCUCGGUGGUUACUCUUUCGUCGAGCCCGGCGGUAGCAUUCGUGUCGUCGAGUAUCGUGCGGAUGAAAAUGGAUUCCGCAACACUCUCCUGACCCGAAUCGGGCCAAAGGUGCACCCCGGUGGCGCUACCUCCACAACCGAGAUCUCCAUGCCAGCGGCUCCCAUCCCUAGACAAGCUGCACCUCUGCCCAUACAACCAGUUGUCUACAACUACCGGCCCAGUCUGCCUUUGCCAUACUCUCACGGGUGGAACCACGGACACCUUGGUUAUUACUAAGAACGCGAAGUAAGCCUGACAUGGAAAAAUGCCGCUUACCAUUCUUGCUUUCAUACCUUCGCGAUAUGGUAGUCUACGUUAUGUAUUGUGAUUUAUAGAUAUUUUACAAGCUGUAACGUAAGAUAUUUAUGUUUAUAAUUUAUAAUAUUAUACAAAUCGAAAUACUCUCUGAAUUGAGAAUCUCCUCAAUUUUGGAUGUUUGUUUAAAUCGCUAUGAGCACGAUUAAAGCAAUAACCACUAUGUGGUAAUUA